This is a messenger RNA of Teleopsis dalmanni, 536 nucleotides long. RefSeq lists its product as uncharacterized. The coding region runs from base 169 to 504 and encodes 111 amino acids. Lineage: Eukaryota; Metazoa; Arthropoda; Insecta; Diptera; Diopsidae. The transcript has 3 exons. The record is from RefSeq and is a predicted model, not a curated record.
UUACGCAUGGCACACACGCUUGCGCUCAUGUAUAAAUAUGUUGAUUGGUACCAAUUUGGUUAUCAUUCACAUUUUGGCCACUGCAGUGCAGCAAUCGUUUUGAUAAAUAUUAAAUAUCAGCGUUAAAGUAACGUUUUUUUAAAAACACCAACUAAGCCAGAUUCAAACAUGACCGCCCUAAAAGUUUUCGUGAUUUUCGCUCUCUUUGCCGUUUCAUAUGCAGCACCUGGAUUUUUCGGCAAACAUGAACACCACACAAUUCAUGUACCUUACAAUGUACACACAAUCCAUCAUCAUCAUGUCGAGAAAGUGCCAAUUGUGAAGCAUAUUAUUAAGGAGGUGCCCGUUAUUAAGGAGGUGCCUGUAGUCAAGGAAGUGCAUGUUCCCGUCUACAAGGAAGUCCAUGUCCCAGUUCACGUACACCAUGAAGAUCACCAUGAUCACCACGAUAUUCAUGAACAUCAUGACUUCCACAAGGGCUGGUCAUCCUCUGGCUGGUAUUAAAAGGAAUGUUCCAACAUUCUUUGUAAAUAUUG